This is a messenger RNA of Jaculus jaculus (lesser Egyptian jerboa), 5771 nucleotides long. RefSeq names its product sortilin related VPS10 domain containing receptor 2 (gene Sorcs2). Bases 1 to 3510 code for a protein of 1169 amino acids. Gene Ontology annotation, molecular function: protein binding. The record is from RefSeq and is a predicted model, not a curated record. NCBI's taxonomy places the organism in Eukaryota, Metazoa, Chordata, Mammalia, Rodentia, Dipodidae. The transcript has 27 exons. Gene Ontology annotation, cellular component: membrane.
AUGGGUUACCCGGGCCCCUCGAACGCCCCGAAGGGCCGGGGCCUUGGCGCCCGAGCCCCGACUCUUCGGUCGCCGCCGCUACUGCGCUGGCCGCGCUGGCGGCCGCUCCUGCCGCCGCCGCCGCCGCCGCCGCUGCUGCUUCUGCUGCUUCUGCUGCUGGCCGCCUGCGGGGUGGCGGGACGCUCCCCGCAACCCGAGCGCUCAGGUCCCCGCGCGAGGCUCACCCGGGUGCCGCGGAGCCCGCCCGCGGGGUGCGCGCAGUCGGGACACGGCGAGGACCGCCGCGCGCACGGUGGGGAGCCCGACGCCCCGGGUUGCGGUCUGGAUCCUGUUCUGGGUUCUGCGGAAGACAGCCCCCGAGCUCCCGGCCAGGGACGCAAGGCGCGGGCGGCGCCCGUGGCCGGAGCGGCUUCGCGGGCGCAGGUCUCGCUCAUCAGCACGUCGUUCGUGCUCAAGGGGGACGCGACGCACAACCAGGCGAUGGUGCACUGGACGGGCGAGAACAGCAGCGUCAUCUUGAUCCUGACGAAAUACUAUCAUGCAGACAUGGGAAAGGUUCUAGAAAGUUCUCUAUGGCGGUCUUCGGAUUUCGGAACAUCCUACACCAAACUCACCCUCCAGCCUGGCGUCACUACUGUCAUCGACAAUUUCUACAUCUGCCCAACGAAUAAGAGAAAGAUCAUCCUAGUGAGUUCUUCGCUUGGUGACCGAGAGCAGAGCCUCUUCCUGAGCACGGAUGAGGGUGCCACAUUCCAGAAGCAUCCUGUCCCCUUCCUCGUGGAGACCCUCCUCUUCCACCCCAAGGAGGCGGACAAGGUCCUCGCCUAUACCAAGGAUAGCAAGCUCUACGUGUCGACUGACCUGGGGAAGAAGUGGGCCCUGCUGCACGAGCGAGUGACCAAGGACCACGUGUUUUGGGCUGUGUCUGGGGUGGACACUGACCCCAGCGUGGUCCACAUGGAGUCCCAGGACCUCAAUGGAGGUUUUGGGUACGUCACCUGCAAGAUCCAGGACUGCUCUGCCCAGUCACGCAAGUCCCCGUUUGCCCGCCCCAUUGACCAGGGGUCUCUCACCGUGCAGGAUGAUUACGUGUUCCUGAAGGCAACAUCAGCAAACCGAACCAAAUACUAUGUCUCAUAUCGCCGAGGUGACUUUGUCCUGGUGAAGCUGCCCAAGUAUGCCUUGCCAAAGGACCUGCAGAUUAUCAGCACGGAUGAGCAGCAGGUGUUCGUGGCCGUUCAGGAGUGGAACCAAGUGGAUACCUACAACCUGUACCAGUCGGACCCACGUGGGGUGCACUACUCGCUGGUGCUAGAGAAUGUGCGCAGCUCACGGCAGGCUGAAGAGAGUGUGGUCAUUGACAUUCUCGAGGUCAGAGGGGUGAAGGGCGUCUUCUUGGCAAACCAGAAAGUGGAUGGCAAGGUGACAACACUCAUAACAUACAACAAAGGCCGUGACUGGGAUUUCCUGAGGCCGCCCAACACUGACAUGAAUGGGAAGCCCACCAACUGCCAGCCGCCGGACUGCCACCUGCACCUGCACCUGCGCUGGGCAGACAACCCCUACGUGUCGGGCACCGUGCAUACCAAGGACACCGCCCCUGGUCUCAUCAUGGGUGCAGGUAACCUGGGCUCACAACUGAUAGAAUAUAAAGAGGAAAUGUAUAUCACAUCAGACUGUGGGCACACCUGGAGGCAGGUGUUUGAGGAGGAGCACCAUGUCCUCUACCUGGACCACGGUGGCGUCAUUGCAGCUAUCAAGGACACCUCCAUCCCCCUGAAGGUCCUCCGGUUCAGCGUGGAUGAAGGCCACACCUGGAGCACACACAACUUCACCAGCACCUCAGUGUUUGUGGAUGGGCUGCUGAGUGAGCCAGGGGAUGAGACACUGGUCAUGACGGUCUUUGGCCACAUUAGCUUCCGUUCUGACUGGGAGCUGGUCAAGGUGGACUUCCGGCCCUCCUUUCCCAAGCAGUGUGGCGAGGAUGACUACAGCUCCUGGGACCUCACUGACCUCCAGGGUGACCACUGCAUCAUGGGUCAGCAGAGAAGCUUCCGGAAGAGAAAGUCCACAUCCUGGUGUGUCAAGGGGAAGAGCUUCACGUCUGCACUCACAUCACGUGUGUGCAAAUGCCGGGACUCUGACUUCCUCUGUGACUACGGGUUUGAACGCUUGCCAUCCUCAGAGUCUGCUGCCAACAAGUGCUCAGCCAACUUCUGGUUUAACCCCUUGUCUCCUCCGGAUGACUGUGCCCUGGGCCAGACCUAUACCAGCAGCUUUGGGUACCGGAAGGUGGUGUCCAACAUGUGCGAGGGUGGCGUGGACCUUCAACAGAGCCCAGUGCAGCUGCAGUGCCCCCUCACGCCGCCCCGGGGCCUGCAGGUGAGCAUCCGAGGUGAGGCGGUGGCUGUGCAACCUGGAGACGACGUGUUGUUUGUCGUGCGGCAGGAGCAGGGUGACAUCCUGACCACCAAGUACCAGGUGGACCUUGGGGAUGGCUUCAAGGCCAUGUACGUGAAUCUCACACUGACAGAGGAGCCCAUUCGGCACCGCUAUGAAAGCCCUGGUGUCUACCGAGUUUCCGUGAGGGCGGAGAACAUGGCGGGCCACGAUGAGGCUGUGCUCUUUGUCCAGGUCAAUUCUCCUCUGCAGGCCCUUUACUUGGAGGUGGUCCCUGUCAUUGGAAUCAACCAGGAGGUGAACCUCACUGCUGUGCUGCUGCCUCUGAACCCUAACCUCACCAUCUUCUACUGGUGGAUUGGCCACAGCCUGCAGCCCCUGCUCUCUCUGGACAACUCGGUGACAACACGUUUCUCUGACACGGGAGAGGUGCGUGUGACGGUGCAGGCGGCCUGUGGGAACUCGGUGCUGCAGGACUCCAGGGUCGUCCGUGUGCUGGAUCAAUUCCAGGUGGUGCCUCUACAGUUCUCCAGUGACCUAGACACUUACAACCCCAACACCCCUGAAUGGAGGGAUGAUGUGGGCCUGGUGGUCACACGGCUGCUCGCCAAGGAGACCAGCAUCCCCGAGGAGCUGCUAGUGACUGUGGUGAAGCCAGGGCUGCCCACCUUGGCUGACCUAUAUGUGCUCCUGCCCCCUCCCAGGCCCACAAGGAAGAGGAGCCUCACAGGCGACAAGAGACUGACGGCCAUCCAGCAGGUGCUGAGUGACCACAAGAUCAGCUUCCUCCUUCGAGGCGGGCUUCGCAUCCUGGUGGCCCUGAGGGACAUGGAUGCAGGUUCUCAAAGGCCAAGUGGCAGCAGCGGGCACUGGGCAGUGGUGGUUCUCUUCGUUAUCGGACUCUUUGCCAUGGGAGCGCUCAUCCUCUACAAGUUCAAAAGGAAGCGCCCGGGCAGGACAGUGUACGCCCAGAUGCACAAUGAAAAGGAGCAGGAAAUGACGAGCCCCGUGAGCCACAGCGAGGAUGCACAGAGCACCAUACAGGGCAACCACUCAGGCGUGGUCCUGAGUAUCAACUCUCGGGAGAUGCAUAGCUACCUGGUGAGUUGAUGGCACCUGGCCAGGACAUGCUCCUCCUGUUUCACCCGUGGAGGGCACAGGACUACAAACGUGGCUGGAACAACAUCCCUUUUGAGACCUCUGGAAAGGCCACUUCCUCUACCUGUCUCCACCUGUGGGACAGGCACGCCUCCCUCUGUCAGCCCCAACCAGCCUAUGGGACACUCCUGACCCGUCUGGACACAGGCCUGCAGUGCCGCCCAAAGUCCCCAUCCCUGACUCUGGGGCAUCAUUGCCCCUGGACCUGUACAUGCUGCCUUGGCUGCUCCAACGUGCCACUGCAGCCCAAGCCUGGCUUUUCCUGGCUGAGGCUGGCCAGUGGAAGCUUAGGGUGGGCUUGCCUGGGGAAGAGGAGGGCUGCUCCAGACCUGCUCAGCCCUGGCGCACAGCUCCAGUCCAUGCACAGCCCUCUGCCCAUAAGGUCUUGGGAAAUCUGUAGGUCAAGCCUACCCUGUGCCACCUUUCAGGAAGCCUGCCCUUCUCUUCACAUUGCAAACAAUGUAAAUACCUGUCCAGGUAGCUGAGUUUCGGGCACUUUCCUUUAACUAUUUCCUAGGCCAGGUGGUAGACAUGUACAUUUUCUCAGAGCCUCACUCUGAGAGCUUUUUCAGGAUGCCCAGGGAUCCUCACAUGGGCCCAAAGGGGCAAAGUCCUUCCUAGUUUUCCCUAGGGCGUAUGGGGAGCGUGGCCAGAAGGGAGGGAUCUCUGCCUACAGUUCCUGUUCCCACCAGCAGGAAGCACCCUUCCAGUGUCUCUUGGCUAAUGGCUCUGGCCUUCAACAAGGCCUGAGCUCUGGAAGAGGCUUGAGGCCCCAAAAGGCACAACAGCCUCCCCCAAGCAGGUUCUCUGUGUUUCCUUAGGACUUGAGAGACCCACAUAGAGCCAACCUGGAGAGGUGUGGGAAGGCAGAGCAAUAGGACUAUUGAGAAGUAUGUUCCCUCCUGGUGAAUUGAAGCAGAUGGGUGGCCUCUUCAAGGUCAUGGCAAGACAGCAGCAGGGGUAGCCCUCUGCUGUCCCCAUGCAGAGCAGCUUCUGCCCACUCCUAGCUACCCAGAGUCAGGGACCUAGCGCAGGUUGGUGCUGUAAGCAGACAGCUGCACGGCACAGUUCACCUUUUGCCUUCAAACUGAAGUCAGUCCCCUCCCCUCCAUCACCACUCCCUUUCUUCUGUACCCCUCCCUGAACCCCAUCUCAUCUCCUCCUCCAUGCCCAGCUCUCUGGUGGCUUUCCAGAGCUCAGGAUGGCAGUCACUGGCCUAGAAUGAGACUGGGGUGUCUGCACAUCACAGGGGCACCCACCAGUUCUUUCUGAGGAAGAAACAUCUCCUCACCAGGGGAAGGGAAAGGGCCAGGGAGGAAGCCUCAUACCAGGACGGUGGAUGCUCAGGCUUUGUCAGUGGAUGGCCCUGGCACCAGGCACUCAGGGCACAGAUGGGACAACAGGCACAAGAGCAGUCACUGCAAGGGCACAGAGCUGGUGGGGGUGGGGGUGGGCAUCCCAGGUAUGCCCAAACUAGCUCCCUUUCUGAUCCCUCCAGAGGUGGCCCUGAAAGCUGUCCUUCUUGUGAGAGGCUAGGGACAUGAACUCAGUGCCACUGAAGACUGUGACUGCCCAACUUUUGUCCUGUCCCAUCUGCCUGCUUACAGGCUUGAAAAGACAGCUAUGUGGGGACUCAUCCCCUCACCCGUCCCCAUUCCCACCAGUGUUACACACAUGUGGGAUGAUUCUCACACAUUGCACAGUCCCCAAAAGGCCCAAAGUCAGCACAGAACCCCUGGACACAGCCCCCAACUUAAGCUCACUAGUGCCUGGGGACAGCCAACUACAGGUCUCGGACCUUCUGUGACCACUAGUUUUAAUUCUUGCAGCUGUUUGGUUAGAUUUUUCUUAGCUAUUUGUCUUUCCUUGUGUUUUAUGUUAUUAUUUCUAUUAAGGACAUUUUGGGUGUGUAGACCCAGCAGCCUGGAAAUAAGGCAGCACCUGAUGUACCUCCCAUGUGCCCAUCUCCAUAACUGCAGAUAUCACACAGGUGCAAAGGUUCCCUGGUUGUCAGCUGAGGUGCCAUAUAUGUCAAGGUGCAAUGCUGGCAUAGGGACCAGGUGCCACCAGCUGGGGGUCUCAUCACUCCACUGAAUCACAUACAUACCCAGCAUACACACCUAACAGGCAAUGCAUUCUUUGUUAUUUUUUCCUUUUUAAAAACCAAUAAAUCAUUGGUGAUGCUUUUAACUGAGAUAAAAUGAACAUAGUCA